AUGCGAUGGUGGGCCCGGUGGCACGUUCGCCGAGAUGCACGUGGUCGUCCACGCAUACAAGUUGUCGUGGACAGGUGCGCCUUGUACGACGUAACCGAUUAUAGGUGGCUGUGCGUGGGUGCCGUCGGCGGGUUUUCGGUCGAGCACAUCGGACUUGGCUGGCUGCUGUCCACCAUCAACUGCGAGCUGUUCUUGGCCAACUACCAAUCCAUACCUAACCGCGCGGUCAUCACUAUCACGCUGACUGUUACGAUGUUCCUGGCCCUAAAUAUUUACCCCGUGCUGGUGGACGAAGGUGGCAUUAUGUACCGAAACUAUCAGAUUUUCGUCUCUGUUUGGCCUCAAGUCCAUAGUCACCUGCUUCCUGUGAACGAAGGCACGCGAUCGAGUUAA
Macrosiphum euphorbiae (potato aphid) is the source of this 393-nucleotide messenger RNA. The record is from the annotation of a GenBank genome assembly. Lineage: Eukaryota; Metazoa; Arthropoda; Insecta; Hemiptera; Aphididae.